AUGAAAAUCGAAGUUAAAAAAGAUCCAGUGAUUCCUCGAUCUCUUGAUUUAGAGGCGGCGUGUCUUCCUCGUAUGGAACGUUGUAGUCCCGAUCACGGUAUCUGCGAAUGCGGAAAGUGCAAAUGCCUGGGCAAUUGGACGGGAAGCGCCUGCGACUGUCUGGAUGACAACGAAACGUGUAUAGCUCCCAACGGGAAAUUGUGUAGCGGAAACGGCGAGUGCGUGUGCAAAUCCUGCAAGUGUUUCAAAGAGGAAGAGGAACACUACAGCGGCCAGUUCUGCGAAGAAUGUCCGGUGAGUACCACUCGGAGUAAAAAAGGAGACAAGUUGUGCGCUUUCAGAGACGACGACGACUGCAAGUUCUUCUUCACCUACAAAAUCGAUUCGGACGGUUACGUCAAAAUUUACGUGCAGAGAACUAAAGAUUGUCCGGAACCGGUCAACAUCCUGGCCAUCGUUCUGGGAGUGAUCGGAGGAAUCGUGGCCGUGGGUCAGGACCCGCUGCUGAUCUGGAAGUUGCUGACCACCAUCCACGACAGGAGGGAGUUCGCCAAGUUCGAGAAGGAGAGGCAAAUGGCCAAGUGGGACACGGGAGAGAAUUCGAUCUACAAACAGGCCACCUCCACCUUCAAGAAUCCCACUUACGGAGGCAAGUAGUGAGCCCCAACCGUCAGGCGUCUAGUUUAGAAC
Molecule: messenger RNA, 690 nt
Organism: Centruroides sculpturatus (bark scorpion)
Lineage: Eukaryota; Metazoa; Arthropoda; Arachnida; Scorpiones; Buthidae
Product: integrin beta-PS-like
Exons: 6
Coding region: 1-657 (218 amino acids)
Biological process (GO): cell adhesion mediated by integrin; cell-matrix adhesion; integrin-mediated signaling pathway
Cellular component (GO): cell surface; integrin complex; focal adhesion
Molecular function (GO): integrin binding
Source: RefSeq, a predicted model, not a curated record